Messenger RNA from Xenopus laevis (African clawed frog), 6764 nucleotides. It is a transcript of the gene znf883l.L, whose product is annotated as zinc finger protein 883-like L homeolog. The transcript has 7 exons. The record is from RefSeq and is a predicted model, not a curated record. Lineage: Eukaryota; Metazoa; Chordata; Amphibia; Anura; Pipidae. The coding region runs from base 164 to 1891 and encodes 575 amino acids.
CAGUGCGCCGAAUUCAGCUAGCGCUCUAAAGGGUCAGCGUCUCCAAGUGCAGGGAGCUGAGUAUUGAGAGCACCCAGUUCAUUUCCAGAACAUCUCUGUUCUUUUCUCCAAGAAGGAGUAGGGAACUCCAGAGGACUAACUGAGAAAGCUGCAUAAAGAUGUUAUGAUGGACAGUUUCAAGCCACUCCACUCUCUAGGUUUUGUUGGGGUCAAGCCAGAUACAGCAUUAAAGACUGAGCAAAGACCAGCCCUGUGUAAGAGUGAUCUUCAGGACACUAAAACAAAGCAGUUGCCUGAUAGUCAUGGGCACAAAAUAGAAUCACCAGUGGUGGGUCCAUUUGUAGAGAGCUCAAAAGACAUGUGUGCAGAAGACUUGCACAGGGAGGAAAUACACGGAAAUCAGAUGCAUCUAGCAAAGAAACCCGGUGUUGGAAAUGUACAAGCAGCCCAGGAAGUAGAGCCAACUAGAAGCUAUCUACAGGAAAAUUGUAGGACAGAGCUUUGUAUGGAGACUUCCCAGGAGAAGAGAGAGAAGACACCGCCCCCUCCCUUCUCUACUGGCAGUUGUAAGCAGGAAGACUCUUACACACCUGGGCAGUCCACAGACUGGACAGUGAGAGAGUGUGUAAUAAAGGAUGAAUAUGAGUGGGACUCGUGCCAGCAGGACGACUCUCCAGAGAACUGGAUGUUACCAGAUCACUUUAACCAGCCGGAUUAUGUACGGUGUAACACUGUGCAACAUGCAGAGGAUACCCCCGCCCAGGAUGAAGGUGGGGGAAGCUUGAGCUGGGGUGAUCUGGAGCACAAUCAGAAGCAUAGAUUUCAACCGACAAACCCUGAAGAAUAUGGGGAUUAUGUAUGUACUAUAUGUGGAGACAAAUUCAGUGACAAAGCAGAGCUUGUUGUUCACUCCUGCAAAGCCAAGUUGUAUUUGUCAACUCCAUGUGAAGAAAAUUUAGCAUGGGGCUCGCAGUAUAUUACCAACCUGAUAGGCCCCAAUGGAAAAAUGCUGUUUGUCUGUGGAGACUGUGGGAAGAGCUAUGCCUACAGGUCCCAUUUUGUUAUACACCAGAGAUCUCAUACAGGCGAAAAACCGUUUCCAUGCACUGAGUGUGACAAGAGUUUCACUUGCACUUCCCAUCUUAUAGCGCACCAGAGAACUCACACUGGGGAGCGGCCAUAUGUGUGCCCUGAGUGUGGGGAGAGCUUUACACAAAGCUCUACACUGAUUAUACACCAGAAAAUACACACUGGAGAGAAACCCUUUGAAUGCAACGAAUGCCCGAAAAGCUUCUCCCGGCAUUCCCACCUUGUACUGCAUCAGAGGACUCACACAGGAGAAAAGCCCUAUGCAUGUACUGAGUGUGGGAAAAGGUUCAGCAGCCUCUCCAAUCUCACUGCCCAUCACAGGACUCACACCGGAGAGAAGCCAUACCUGUGUGUAGAGUGUGGGAAAGGGUUUACCCAAAGCUCAGCUCUGGUUUUGCAUAAGAAGAUCCACACAGGUGAGAAACCUUACGAAUGCGGCGAAUGCGGGAAAAGCUUCAGCCGCACUUCUCAUUUGACUCUGCACCAGAGAACCCACUCUGGGGAGCGGCCGUACGUGUGCCUCGAGUGCGGCAAAACCUUCUUACGGAGCUCACAUCUUGUCUUGCACCAGCGAACUCACACGGGAGAAAGACCGUAUUCUUGCAAUGAGUGUGGAAGAACCUUCACACAAACCUCGCAUCUUGUUAAACACCAAAGAUCUCACACUAUAGAAAGGACACCGAGCCCUACAAUGGGUGAAGCCAUUUCUCCUAUGAGGACAGCCAAUGUUUUUAUUGCUGAAUACAGAGGUGUAUGUCAGUGCGGUAUUUCAGUCCGGUGCUACUCUCUGCACCAGACCUAAGGACGCCCCCCUCUAGCCAACUGUGUCAGACGCCUGCACGGAUAACCCAGGUAUGCAAGGUCUGGAGGGAUCUGGGGAGAUUUGUUUUUUCUUUAAAAAAAAAACAAAACAUUUUUAUAUAGGCACCAAUAAAGCUGCUGCCCUAGGCAAUACAGCCCUGGUGUAUGUAUUUGAGCAACUCCUUUGUAAUGGCCAAUAUGCAACCUCAAUAGUUAUAGAAAAUGGUAGAGAAAAUACCAGACCAAUAAAAGUUAUCCUAAAGAAAAUUGACAAAAGAAAUUCACAAGAGAGGGUUGAUAGUCCCACCAUGUUAUGCUUUUGUGACACGUGCACUCUAGGGAGCCUUAUUUAUUAAUGCUUGUGCUCGAAAAUUCUUAUAUUUUAUUGGCUAUUGUGGACAAAAUGUAUUUGUAAAAGCAACAAUCGGAUUUCUGCAAGCCAGAAUUCUAUGGUUUCCAGGAUUUAUAAUACAACAAAUACAAAACGAAACGGAAAUUAGUGGGAAGUAAAAAUUCUACAUUUGCCAUGCAAAUAACCGUUCUUGACAGAUUUGUGGAAAUUGGCUGAGCCCAUCACAGUUCAAAAGUAGGAAGAAAGAUGGUGCUCCAGAAUAAAUUGUAAAAGACUCACCAAAUAAUAAAUGUGGUCCGAGUGCACCAGCCCCGGACCCCCCAGCUUUAGGGAGAGGUACGACAACAGAUUUGUGGAAAAAGCAGGGCCGACUGGCACUCAAACGGAUCCACAGGACUGAUCAGAAGAUCAGUUAAAAAAUUAUUUUAUUUAUACAAAGUUAAAAAUUUAUAUUUGCAUCUCCAUCCGUCCUACGCGUUUCACAUCCACCCUACACAAAAUGCGUAGAUGCAAAUAUACAUUUUUAACUUUGUAUAAAUAAAAUUAUCUUCUGAUCAGCCCUGUGGAUCCGUUUGAGUGCCAGUCGGCCCUGCUUUUUCCAUAUAUCUAGAGCCCAUCACAAUUUCCUUGGAUAGUAUGGUAUGACACUGGUCGUGGUGAUGCUGCUUUCACUGUUUACAACAGUGACAGUUGGGCUCAUUUAUAAACACUGGGCAAAUUUGCUCCUGGGCAGUAACCCAUAGCAUCUAAUCGGUGACUAAUCAGUGACUAACUUUUUUCAGCCAGCUACACUGAAAGCAAUCAUCUGAUUGGUUGCCAUGGGUUACUACCCAGGUGCAAAUUUGCCCAGUGUUUAUAAAUGAGCCCCACUGUUACACUGCCUACCAGUGCGUUUAUAUAAAACCCAUUAUGGAAUCUUAUUGCUGUUAUGAUACUUUCUAACAACAGGUGGCUCUGUGUAAACGAUUGCUGUCAUUAUUAAUACAUUUGGUUUAGAAACUCUGCAUUUCCCUACUGUAGGAAUGGCCCAGGGCAGGCGGACCGGUACCAACAAAUAUUUUCUGUCCUAAAUACAUGGAAGCCCGGCUUGAAGGUCCGUUAUGUUGAGAUUGGGGUGAAAAUUGAUAGUUUCCUGUAUAAGUAACAGGAGGGAGGUCCUGUGUGAUGGGUUGAAGAUACGUCCCCUAUCUGGGUACCAUAUAUUAAAAGGAUUUUUGGAACAGGGAGAUGGAAGAAGAGCUUGCUCUGUCCUCUCAGCACAUCAACAGUGGAAGAAGACUGCCCUGACCAUCACUGCAGGUGCCAACCUAUGCAAAUACAGGCUGCCGGGAGAAAGAGGCGCCAGGCUUCUGCCAUAGAAGAUUAAAAGAUUACAGAGUGAGCAAUGUCUGAGACCACAGAAGUAGAAGAGACCCUGAAGGAGUUCUGCCCUGCGUAUCUGUGCUGUUCUGGGUAUGGAAGAGCCGCUCUCCAUAUGGUGGGGGGGGGGACUGAUUUUGUGUGCACACUUUAGUUGAUAGCAGAUGUUCCUAGAUCUGCUACUGCAUUAUGCCUAGAUCUACCAUAGCAGUACGUCUAGAUCUAAUAUAGCAUCAAGCUAAUAUAUAUUUAUUGAUUGUACUAUGGACUAGUCAUUCCAGUCGUUAAACAUAGUAAUUUUUUUAAGGGGAAGUUCCCACUCCCCGCAUUGACCUGGUAUUGCAGUACAUCCAGGACCAGUGCUUCCCUUACCUGUUCUAAGAUCAGAUCAAGUGCCAAGCCAAAAUAUUGGGGGGGGGGAAACAAUUUUAGUAGUCUAGAGUCCCACAGUCCCAUCAACGGCAACGGAGAAGAGCAGAGCAAGCGAUUAGACUAAACCACAUAAGAAGGUGUUUGGGCCUGCCAUUAUGUGCUGUUUUUGAGAAAGCAACUGCCUUUAUACCGCUCUCCGACCAACCAACAGGCGACUUUGUGUGAGACUGCUGCUACUGUAACAAUACUGCUGCUAUACAUUGGAACAAACAGGGUGCAUUGUAUUAUUGAAGCUACUGCUAUUACUGUUAAAUAUUAUAAAUGCUUUAUAACCUACAGGUAGUUGUUCAUCUAGGCACUAUAGACAUACGUGUAUCAGCAGACGGAUCUGUUUGAAAGACACAGUAAGAUAUUACAAGGGAUUGUUGUUUGGCAGGCACCGUGUUAAUAGUAACUAUGUUAUAGAUAGCUCUGCUUUAAUGGGAUACUGCCAGAGUUUUGAUGGCAUAAUAGCUCUGUUACCAUGUAUUUAUUUUCAACAAAAAAAAAAACUUUUUGUUUUCCCACUGCUCGUGAUCCUUUGUUUUCAGAAAUGUUGGGUACAGCACAAAGCAAGUCCACUCAGGCAGCUAAUACCUCAAUUCUUAUCUCCCUGUUGUCCAACAUUUCCUUCUAUUCUCUUGCUAGGUGCAAUUCUGAUAGUGGCCACCAAGUGUUGCAGCCAUUGCUAAUUGUCACCUGUAGGAAUCAACCAUAUUUCUGUUACCUUGCUUAUGUAUAGGGGACAGGGGUGUCCGAAUGUAUUGUUUAUUACUGGAUGUAAGGAAUUUAGGACUACAAUUCCCUCUGCCUCUCACUGUAUUUAAUAUAUGUAAAAUCGUGUAAGGAUAUCGUUCUUGAAAAUCAAAGUACCAUUACCCAAAGUAUUUAUGUGGCCCUUUUCUGUACAAAAGAAGUAAAAGGCAUAUAGGGGAGUUUCUUAACACUGUAUUUUAACUGUCAGAGAAACACCUGAAACCACCUAUUGUUCUUUCAAUUGACGUAAAUGCAAACUGACAGAAAUGCAUAUUAGAGCAUUUUAAUAACUACUUGUAGUGACCGUGUUAAGCUGGCCAUAGACGCAAAGAUCUGAUCGUAUGAAUCGAGGAUUCGUACGAUUUUCGCACCGUGUGGGGAGAGUCCCAACAUGUUUCAUCCAGCGGAGAUUGGUCAUUUGGUCGAUCGGACAGGUUAAAAGAUUUCUGUCGGCUGCGGGUAAUAUCUCUGCGUGUAUUGCCGAUCGUACGAUUAUCAGAGGGAGACUGUCACUAGCUUUUGUCGGACAUAACUUUCGUACGAUUGCUGUCAGGGGCAGAACAUCGGCUCAUCUGUUCUUUUGUCCUUUAUUUGAUCUGAAUGGUGAAUGGCAGGUCGGGAGUUGGAGAAGUCCGACCGUACGUUGAUUUGUACAAUCGGAUCUUUGCGUCUGUGGCCAGCUUUAUUCAGUUUCAAUUAGGGUUAAGGUACACAAGGUCUUUAGUUCAGUCAGUGUGCGUUCAAAUACUCCUGUGAUGUGCAGAUAUAUCAAAUACCCGCUGCUCAGGUGGGUCCGGGACCCAAAGAGGGGUUGCUGGUUUGGGGUUGGUUGGUUUCAAUGAUAAUACAAUACCAAAAGUUGACAAAAGAAAUUAUCCAGAAGGGGGUCAACUAUUGUUCCAUGUGCAGGUGCAGGAGGUAUAAUAGUUUUUAAAAUUUCCUGUACGCCAAUCCCCAUUGCUCUGGUCCUGAUGAUGAAAAGAUAGUGGGCCUUGGGGUGCCCGCUAUGUAAAUCCAGCCCUGUGUCAACCUAAAGUCCCCUUCCACACAUGCAUUCUGUAGGGCUCAAUUUAUUAAUAUUCAUGGCUGGAUGAUCACACAUUUUAUUGGCUAUUGGGGCCUCACUUUGUAAUUUUUGCACUACGGAAUUCCAUGGUUUUCAAGAUUUGCAAUACUUCAAACUCAAAUUGAUUAGAUGUUUCAUAUUAUUUGCUCAGAUCUACAGAAAAUCAAUGGGAAGUGGAUAUGCAAAAUGCAUUGCUUCUGAAACUGUGGGGCUUGCCUCUCUUAGGGUUGAGAUUAAAAAUCUUGCUGUUUUAGAUACACCCAAAAUCCCAGCACGAAUAGUGAAUUAUGUUAAGGUUUGGGGUGAAAACAUAUACAUGUGAUGCUUGCUUUCUAACAGCAGGUGGCUCUCUGUGAAAGACUGGAGUGUGUAGUAUCUGUUAUUAGUGGUUUAAUAUCUAUGUCCCCUAUCUGGUUUUGCAGUACCCCCAGGACUAGUGCACCUCUUUUUCACAGCCCCUCAAAAUCAGUUCAGCUUUGUGGGGAAUUGUUGAUCUUAUAAGAAGAGAAGAAGACUUCUCCGUAGACUUCAGAGCCAACCUAUUCAAAUACAGGCUGCCGGGAGAGAGAGAAGAGAGACAAGUUUCUGGCUCAGCAAAUCAAAGGACUAAGCAAAGACAAAGCCCAUAAGUGACCACAUAAAGACAGGAUAAGGUGAAGGAGUUUUGCUGUUUGUAUCUGUGCUGUUCUAGGUAUGGACAAGCUGUUCUCCUUAUGUUGAGGGGCCAGGCCCUGUAGGGGGUUGUUUCUGAAUGUGAGAGUCAGGUUAUCACUUGCCUUUUGGCUUCUGUUUAUCUAUAUCUCAAUGUUAAACACAUUUAACAAUGAAUUCACUUUAAGUCUUGUGAUUAUUAAUGAAUUAAUUUUUCGAAGGGGGAGUUCUGACUCCACGCAUUGGCCUGGUAUAGCAGUACCUCCAGGAUCGGUGCAC